AUGAAGGAUUGGCAACAAGUGAUUGUGUGCGAAAUGUGCCCUGCCAUUGCGAGGCGCGAGCGCGGAGAAGUUGAGGACGGUCACGUGCAAGUGUUAUCGAUAGAGUAUCGCGGACGACAAUCUUCUGGUCUCUUCGAGGGCGCGAUGCUGUCGCGAUGGGGAAAUGGACUCGACUCGGCGCAGGUGCGCAUCCUAUCAGAAAUUCUCGAGGCGCCCGAGGGUUGGAGACAGUACGCGACCAAUUCGGAAAAUGACGAACUGAGUGAUAAAGUGGUGGGGGAUGUCUUACAGAAACUGAAUGCCGUUUUGAAGCAGCAUAAUCGGAUUGUUUACUCCUCCCAGGCGGUUCAUCAUGUGGCACAGCAAAUAGCCAGUCUCUACUGGACCUCCAUCACCCAGGCCUCACGCAGUGAGCAUUCACUUGAGAGGGGGGUUGAGAAAACGGUAGAUUUGUCGAGCCAUGUGAAUAUUUCUCAACUUCCUGUGGAAUUGCAAGACCCAUCCGCAAGUGAGGAAGAACGUUUUAGGUAUCAGCAACUACGUGAGCAUCUCAUUAGCCUCGACAACCGGCGACAACAGCGACAGCGGCGUCUGGACCAACUGCGACAAUUGAAACGUCUACUGGAACCGUUCCAAGCACCUCAGGAGAACAUACAACCGAACCUUGUCACUCGCGAUGGGGAGCUGAUGCAAGAACUGGAAAAAAUGAGAAUGUUGGUUGCGCGAGUGGGAGGUCGGAUCAAUCAAAGCCAGCGGGCAAGCAGCCAUGAGAGCAAUGCUUCGUACCCACUAGGAGCCGACCAGAAGCUUGAAGCCUUAUUCGAUAUGAUGUAA
This is a messenger RNA of Aspergillus tanneri, 834 nucleotides long. Its product is annotated as kinetochore subunit FTA4 family protein. The coding region runs from base 1 to 834 and encodes 277 amino acids. The record is from RefSeq and is a predicted model, not a curated record. The transcript has 5 exons. Gene Ontology annotation, cellular component: Mis6-Sim4 complex. NCBI's taxonomy places the organism in Eukaryota, Fungi, Ascomycota, Eurotiomycetes, Eurotiales, Aspergillaceae.